Messenger RNA from Trichobilharzia szidati, 4117 nucleotides. Lineage: Eukaryota; Metazoa; Platyhelminthes; Trematoda; Strigeidida; Schistosomatidae. The record is from the annotation of a GenBank genome assembly.
AUGUCUCAUAAACAAGGGAAGUUAAGCCCAAACACUCCGAAGACAAACGCGAAUGUUGAUAAUCGUAACACAGGUCUUGAUGCGGUGGAAUACGAAGAAGCAAUGGAAGUGGAGCAACCUUUAAGCGAUACUUCUGAGCAUGACCCAUCCUCAGAUGUAAGCCAGGAUGAGCAACAACCGUGGCUUUAUACUGCACCCAAGGGUUGCUGUGGGAAUCCAUGCGAGCAAACGGAUGCUUCUGUAGAUGUAUAUGAUGAGAAUGACGAAGCCAGAGCCUCAGGCGUUAUUGAAGCUGUCUUUGAGAACAUUCUGCGUCACAAACAAGCAGCCGCACGGGGGGAUGUUCGUGUGCUUGGUGGAUCAGGGAUGAUUCGAUGCCUGCCUUGGAAAAUACUCGUUAUUUUUCACCCUGCAGAUGUUCAUGCAACAAUUGGCGUUUUUGUACAAUGUAAUGCAGAUAGUGAAUCACAAACAUGGAGCUGUACUGCUAAGGCAACAAUUCAGUUAGUUGCCCAGAAACCUAACUGUAAAAGCAAAGAAAUGAAAAUUCAGCACACUUUCACACACAAGGAGAAUGAUUGGGGAUUUCAGCAGUUUAUUGGUUAUGAGGAGUUGCUAAAUCCUGAAAGAGGAUUUUUAUCUCCAACUGAGCCAAAAGAUACUAUUAUUAUACGCGCUCAUAUCAAAGCUGAUGCACCUCAUGGUGCUGAUUGGGACUCAAAACGCCAUACUGGAUUUGUCGGCUUAAAAAAUCAGGGCGCUACCUGCUACUUGAAUUCUCUUCUUCAGGCAUUGUAUUGCACUAAUAAGUUAAGACGUGCUGUUUUCCUAAUGCCCACUGAAAGUGACGAUGCUCAAACUAGUGUACCACUAGCAUUGCAGAGAGUGUUUUAUGAGUUACAGUUUAGCAGUCGUGCCGUAGGCACUAAAAAGCUAACUCGUAGCUUUGGUUGGGCUACUUUAGAUUCAUUUAUGCAACACGAUGCUCAAGAAUUAUGCCGUGUUCUUUUAGACAACUUAGAAAACAAAAUGAAGGGGACAUCAGUUGAAGAUGUUAUACCUGGCCUUUUUUGUGGGAAAAUGCUUUCUUAUAUAAAUUGCAUCAACGUUCCUUAUUCUUCCAAGAGAGAAGAGAAUUUUUAUGAUAUCCAACUCAAGGUAAAUGGGAACCGUUCUGUUUAUGACGCUUUCACUGAAUACAUUGCUAAAGAAACUCUUUCUCAGGACAAUAAAUACGAUGCUGGUGCUUAUGGACUUCAGGAAGCAGAAAAGGGUGUUAUAUUUACACGAUUUCCACCGGUUUUAUAUCUACAACUAAUGAGAUUCCAGUAUGACUUCGUUGCUGAUACAAAUAUUAAAUUGAAUGAUCGUUUCGAAUUCCCAUAUAUUCUAAAGCUAGAUCAAUAUCUGGCGGAACCUAAACCAUCUACAUACAAACUUCACGCUGUACUUGUACACUCUGGUGAUAAUCAUGGUGGUCAUUAUGUUGUGUAUAUAAAUCCGGCUUUAAAUGGUAUUUGGUAUCAGUUUGAUGAUGACGUUGUUUCACGUUGCUCACCUCGUGAUGCUAUAGAUAUGAAUUUCGGAGGCACUGAUGACCCAGAUAUGCGCCUAUGCACAAAUGCUUAUAUGCUGGUUUAUAUUGCAGAAUCAGCCAAAGAUGAUGUUUUAUGCCCUCUUUCGGAGAAUGAUAUUCCAGAGACAUUGCGUGAACGAUUUAUGGAUGAACAAAGAAUGGAUGAGGCGAAGAGAAAACAGAAGGAAAAAGUUCAUUUAUAUGCUGCUAUCCAUUUAAUUCUUGAGGAGGAUUUCUACGGUUGGCAGGGCCCAGAUCUGUGUAGUCAAGAAUUUUUACCUAGUAGAAUGCUACGUGUUCAAAAACAAACUGUUCGUCCAAAGUUGUUAGAAGAUGUUGCCAGUGUGUUGCAUUAUCAACCUGAAUGCAUACGUUUAUGGAGAUUUCAACCUCGACGUAAAAAUAUGCCCACUCAUUUAAUUGAACUUAAUGAUAACCAACCUCUGUGUGCAAUGAAGGAUACUCUUAUCUUCUAUGUUCAGUCUGACUCUUCAACCAAUUCAUCCAUAUCCCGAUUAGAUAAAGAACAAGCUGUCGCAGAUCGGCAUCUGUUUUUCUUAAAAUACUUUGACCCAUUCACUUGGACUUUAACAUUUUGUGGUCAUGUGGAAAUUCGCAGAGAUGAACCAUUGAAAAUGAUUGAAUCAAUAGCUCGAGAACGCGCUGGGUUACCUGCAAGUUGUAAAUUAACUUUUUAUCAAGAUGAUGCAAAGACUUUGGUUUCCGAAAUUCCCCAGAUGGAUAUUCCAGUAUCGAAAAUGUUUAAACGCGAAAUCCAGGGUCAGAUUCUUUAUUUCCAAGCUAGAUCAAUCAAUUGUUCUAUCCCUUUACCUUUUGGCUUGAUGGAGACGACUGAAGUUGGCAAAGAAGCUUUGAGCAGUUUGGCUGAUGAAGGAAAUAUUUCAACUUCUGCUGCAAGCAAUUUAACUGUAGAGAGUUAUUUACUUCCAGAUAAUGGUCAGACUAUCGGAGUUAAUGGAGUAGUUACUGUUCCUCAUACAAUUGAGGAUAAUGUAAGCGGUAAUGCAAACGCUAACAGACAUACAUCAGAGACUAGUUGUGUUGUUUCACGGUCGGGGAUUGACUCUAUUACUUUGCAUAAAAUAGCAACUUUCCCAGCAAUGUCUGGUAAUAGAUCUCGAUCUUCUAUGAAUCUAGCUGGUCAACCAAUGAUGGUAGAUUUACAGACACAGUCAACGUUAUCAGCCGAAAAGCUAUCGAUUUUUGAUUACUUCAGCAGUUAUUUACGUCAGUUUGAAAUACUACUGGUAGAUAAACUUCGGCCUUAUGAUGCUGGUAUACUCAUUCACGUAUCAGCAGAUCUUACGUAUUGGGAGUUCGCUAAUAUCGCUGCCGCCUGCCUAUCAACACAAAGUAAUCGACUUCAGUUUUUCCGUUCCCAGCAAGGAUUUGGAAGUGCAGCGGAUGCUGUCAGCGCCCCAAUUUAUGUUUCUCCUGUCAAUACAGGGACUGGAAACGAACUUGCAUCCCCACCUGUCAGUUCAGAGACUGCAAAUAACACUUGUGGUCCAAACAAUGCAUCUUUGACGGAGAGUGCUACUGUUGGAGGCGCUUCAGGAACACUUAUCAAUCCUCAUCUAUUAACUGCAAAAUCGUCUGGUUUCCCUACGUCUUCAGCUUACCUGAAUUCACUGGUAGCCACUGCGGCUGCUCAAGGUCUGGCGAGAGAACCUCCAGGUGCUGCAAUAAGCUCCUCGCAUUCUGGUACUUUGCAAGAAUUUUUCCUUCCAUUUACAGUCGCACCACCGAAUAAUUCGUGGGCUUCUGAAGUUGGUACUGUUGGUGUGGGUUUGGUUGGUGGCGCAAAUACACUGUCAGGAGCCGGUGGAAAUGCAGUCGCUCCAGAUCGUUUUCCCGUGCCUCUUAAUCGCUUUUGUGGCGCUGUAACCGUAAACCGUUCGCCUUUUGGACCGGUUACGUCUCCUCCUCCACGUCGUGUUUAUUACGCACAUCUAGCAAUCCGAAUUGAUGAGCUUGAAACUAUGCGUCAAGUUCGAGUGAUAUAUGUUGGCCAAAAACUAUCUGAGAAAGCAGAAUUAAUUCUCUCGGUACCUCAAAAUGGCUUAGUUUUGGAUCUUCUCAAAGAAGCUGCUCGUCACUUGGUUUUACCCCCUGGUGGCUCUGGACAACUUCGUCUGCUCAAAGUUUCUCGUAAUAGGAUUAUACAAGAGUACCCACCAUCACAGAAACUUUCACUUAUACCAGAAUCUGCAGCGUUCCCACAAGCGUAUGCAGGCACAUCUGUCAUACAAUGCCUUCGUAUAGAGGAGAUUCCUUUAGAUGAAUUGAAUUUAAAACCAAGUGAAACUGUUGUGUAUGUUUCUCAUUUUGACAAGUCAUUUACAGAGACAUUUGGAGUACCGUUCACUGUUCGUAUUCGUGAUGGUGAGAAUUACAGUGCUGUUCGUGAACGUAUACGUAGACGACUGGAAGUGCCUGAGAAAGAGUUUGAUCGCUGGCGAUUCGCAGUAAUUUUUCCUAAUGAAGGUACCUAUAUUCCAAACGAAGAAGACCCAUUAG